This is a messenger RNA of Hypanus sabinus (Atlantic stingray), 4274 nucleotides long. RefSeq names its product leucine-rich repeat-containing protein 14-like. NCBI's taxonomy places the organism in Eukaryota, Metazoa, Chordata, Chondrichthyes, Myliobatiformes, Dasyatidae. Gene Ontology annotation, molecular function: protein binding. The record is from RefSeq and is a predicted model, not a curated record. The transcript has 5 exons. The coding region runs from base 181 to 1764 and encodes 527 amino acids. Gene Ontology annotation, cellular component: cytoplasm.
GGACGGGAAGGAGAGGCCCGUGCGUGCGCAGGCGCGUCUGCUGCGGGACAUGGCUAUGGUCAGUCUCCAAGCAGUCUCAGCGCUGACCCGCCCGAUUCCGAGUUUCAAUCGCGGCCCUACAACAGGCAAGCCAUCCCUUGAAGGUGACUCCAGUGUGACCUGGACUAUUGGUUUGGAAGAAUGCAUUCUCUAGUCUUCUUCUGCGCGCAGAAAGUGAUCUCAGACCAUGUCUCGACUCGCAAAGCCCUGGACUACAUACCUAAUGAAAUCUACCCGGUAUUGUUCAAAGCAGCAUUCCUGGACCUACGCACACUGGUGGUGCGCGACUUGGUACAGAGGUGGCCCUUCAGCGUCCUCAACUUCUCCACCAUCCUGAGGAGCUGCAAGCACUGCGACCGCGAUGUGAUCCGGGAAAAGCCCAACAAGCAGUGCUUACAGGCAGUAAUAAUGGGAGUGAAGGACUAUCUCACAAGUGAGUUACGACAGAGCAGAAGCCUUGGCAGCAGAAAAACAAAAGCAUCAACGUCUCAGAAAGAUUUCAAGCUUAGGAAACAUCGAUCGCUCCGUGUUGUGGAUCUCACUGGUCUGCAAGAUGACGGGGACAAGCAAGUUGCAGAUAGCAUCGGACAGUGGUCCCGAACAGUGGCUCUGGCUAAAGCCUGCAUUGAAGUAUCCCGGACUAGCAGGAGGGAUGAAUUAAGUUCAUCUAAACGGAGGAAGGGGAGGAGUGGGGCUCCUUUGGAAGGUGCAUGUGAAAAUCCGAUCUGUGUGGAGAUACAUGCCAAUCUCUUUGUCACAAGUAACUCUUAUGGGACAGUGAAGGAUGCACUGCAGGUGGGGAAGACCUCACCCUUGUGUCUGAAAUGUCGUGACCUUCGAGCGGAAGAAUUAUCUGCCAAGAAAACCAUCAGUAUCUUGGAGCUUUUGGACACCGUGGUUCUCAGGAAGAUUGAGCUACGCUAUAACAAUCUUGGUCUUUGCUGUCUGAGUACAGUCUUCCCUUCCUUGCCCAUGUUUGAGAAUCUGAUCAGUCUGAAGCUCCCCUACAGUAAUAUUGACGUAAGAAACAUGACUCCAGAAAUAGAGGAAUCCUUCCAAAGCAUGGUUUCCGUGUUCAGUCAGCUGCCUAAUGUGAAGGAGUUAAAUUUGGCAUCCUGCAGACUGUCAGGAAGAAUCAGUGAGCUGCUGAGUGUUUUGCAGAAGCCAUUGGAAAGCUUGGAGCUGCCCUACUGCUUCCUCCUUCCAGCAGAUGCAACCUAUCUGGCCAACAGCCAUCAUGCCCCUUUCCUGAGAAAGCUGGAUUUGAGUGGCAACAACUUGUCUGAUGUUCUCCUGGGCCCUUUUUGCCAGAUUUUGCAGCAGGCCUCUAACUCACUGGUGUACCUGGAUAUCAUGGAGUGCAGGGUGAUGGACCAGCAGCUCACCUCUUUCCUGCCCGCCCUCAAGCACUGCUCUCAGCUUCAGUACCUGAGCUGUUUUUGCAACCCAAUCUCCAGUCAGGGCCUCAAGACGUUGCUGCAUACUGCCGUGCAGUUGCCAUCUCUUAAAAUUGUCGUGCACCCUAUCCCGGUUGACUGCUAUGAAGAAGGACUUCCUUGGCCACCAUCUACAUAUGACCUUAUUGACUACAGUAUUGAUCAACAGAAGCUCAGUAGGGUCGAUGCAGAGCUGAACGAGAUACGUUUAAAGGCAGUGAGGACAGAUAUCGUAACCACAGUUGAGCUAUACAAUGACUUCUCACUCGACAUGUUGCAAUUGUACUGAAGCAAACCCAUCUUCAUUUUUAACAACUGGAACAGCUUGUAUUAAAUGCGUUUGAGACAAUGCCAUUUACAUGAAUAUUUAUAUAUUCACAGAUGUCUGCUUAAAGUUUUAAAAAAAUAAUCUCAUUGACACCUUUUAAAGGAGUUCGUAAAGUUGAACUAACUUACUUAAUGCCUUCCCCAGCUUAGCCUGCACGUAAUGCUUGACGCUAAAGUAUCUUGUUUUUCACUCCCCAUCUAGAUGGGCUAUUAAGUAGUGGGUUUGGCUCAAAGAUGUGAAGUGCCUACUACAGGAGUAGGCAUCAUGUUGAAGUCCAAACGAGAGCACUGACAUGUUUUGUAAGAUGGGGAAGUGUAGCAUGUUUUUAAACAGAUCUCUUUGCAGUGAAUUUCCUCUCGAGCUGAUUGAGCAAGAAAUAUGCCUGUUUCUGUCAUUUUGGAUAGAUGUGGAAGUGAUUAAAUUUGUGUUUCCAACAUUCCAGGGGUUCCCAACCUGGGGUCCACGGACCCCUUGCUCAAUGAUUAUGAUCUGUGGUAUCAUAAAAGAUUGGGAACCCCUGCUUGACAUCUCCGGGUCAAUAUUUUGCAGAACAUCUGAACAAUCUGUGCAUUUUGAGAUACUAAAAGUGUAAAAAAAAAUCUCAAAUGUCCACAGUGGUUCACCAGCUCGGAGAAGAAGCUUACUGGUGCCCCUAAUCCAUUUUUCGAUUUGCUGCACAACUAUUUACAACUGAAGCUGCUAAACUGUUGCUGACAACCUGUUUGUUCUUCGCCCAGUUAGAGGAAUCAGCUGGAUGUUAAGUAGCAGCUUGCUAUUUGCCUCCCUGACUUGCAUGUCAGGUAAGACAGCUGGGGUGCAAUAUCCAUGAUCAACUGUGACCAACGGAGGGCCUCAGGUAUUUUGAGGAGAAUAAUGAGAAGAGCCUCUUUAUUAGGUGCUUUGAUAAACCGUGCAUUUCUGCCCGGUGAAUUUUAUGUUCUGGUGACAGUUGGCCUUGUUGCUGACAAAUGCUUUUAAGUAGCUAGUGCUACGGUUGAUCCUUGUUCAUCUCAAGAGGUACUGAGUUGUAAUUAUUUAGGGGAAGAGUCAUUGCAUCUGCUCAGAGUGGAAUAUGUCAGUAUUUCCUAGUGGUAGUGGUAGUAGUGUGGAAUGUUUAGAACAGAGGUUGGCCUCCAGUGACAACACAAUGCUCUGCCUUGCAGCUGGUUCAUGCAGUUUACAGAAGGAGGUAGCAACUGGGAUUUCCGAGACCCCAAUCCAACCUGGAAUUUACUCAGUUGGAAGUUCUGGACACAAAGUUUUAAAUACAAACACAGUUUCAGAGAAAGUAGUGAGGCCCAGAAGGAAUAUAGAAAUUCUGUAAUCAGCUGUGGAAUCCUGGCAGGGUAUUUUAACUGUUGACUAUUCAUCCAUUUAAAAAAAAUUAGCCAGACUACUCAACUGAGACUUAUUCUAACAUAAAGAGCUAAUACUAUUUCUUCAUCACCAGGGCUCUGGGUUGGUGUUUACUAUUCUUCAACAGUUGAAUGCAAAGUUCAUCAAAUGGGUCAGAUUUGCAGGUUAAAUACAUGCUCUUGCAUCUACUCAGAAGGGCAUGAGAACUGGGUCACAAUUGCCCAGAAAUAAAGCCACUGCUCUUUCUUUGAAAGUCGGUUAAAGGUGACAUAGCCACCCAAAUCAUCCCAUGGUUUAAAAGAAGACCUGAAGCAAGGAUGACGUUCUGCCACUUGAAUGUCAAGCACCAUUGGGGAAGUACUUAAUCCCCCACCUUGGAUGUCAAAGUAAGCUGAUGCUGGAAUAUGUUGGAAAUGUUCAGGAGCAAACAUGGCAAGAGAAACAGCUGACGUUUCAAAUGUUGUCAUUGUGACUUUACCUGUUACCCCGUCCCUGCAUCUCACUUGCUAAACUGUAUCCCCCAACUUUUCCAGGGCUUUGAUCUGAAAUGUUAGAUGCUAUGUGACCUUCUGUGAUUUUCCAGCAGUUUGUAAUUUUAUAUUAGCUGUAGAAUAAAACCCACUGUAGUGGUGAACCAUCUGAAUUAGAAUCUUGAAUUUAAUGGGGAGGUUCAUGUUGUAAGUGAAAAUAAAAAAUAUGGAUGCUGGAAAUCUGAAAUAAAAACAGAAGAGUUGUAAAGACUUUUGGAUAGGUACAUGGAGCUUAGAAAAAUAGAAGGCUAUGAGGAAGUCUAGUAAUAUAUAAGGUGGGGACAUGUUUGGCACUGCAUUGUGGGCCGAAGGGCCUGUUUUGUGCUGUAGGUUUUCUGUCUUUGACCUGAAACUUCAGCCCUGUUCCACUGAUGGGACCAGACCUACUGAGUAUUUCUAGCAUCUGCUGUUUUUAUUUCAGAUUAAUCAUCUUGUUUGCAUAUAGUGCAUGUUUCUGUUUAAAUGGGCCAAAAGCAUUUAGCUGUAUAAAGAAAUGUGUGUUAGAUUUGAGCCCUUUUCCUUAAGUGUCCUUGUCCAUUCAUGUUGUACCACUUCAGAAAUGUAUCUAUUAAAAAUGAACUUUUA